AUUUACGAUUUUUUUCCUAUCCGGAAUUUGCCCCAUCUUCCAUUCUCAAUAUCAUCUUACAGUGUGUCUCUUCACGUCCGAGAGCUCGAAAACCGUGUGCAUCCAAGCCCUACCUCCUUCGCAUCCGUAGAUGCCUGCUUGUCUGCGCUGCUGAUAGGGCUACUACCCGUGAAAGACGAGUUGGUGGGGCUUGUUGCUUGUCUGUGUUCUUGAUUUGCACGAUAUCUUUUGAGCCGUCUAGAUAAGAAAUUACAUAGCAUAGGAUUAGGCAGAUGGCAACUGCUUGAGCAGCCCCAACGGAUGAGGGUCCGGCUUGGAGAGAGGCUUGAGCAUGUACCCGAAUGCUUAAUGUGAUUUUCAGAGCCACAUAUCAUAACAAUGCCAUUGUGUGCUUGUCUUGUUUGCAUGCUUUCUCAAGACUUGGGCCAGCUGGCUUCACAGUUCCGGACAGUACGACCUGUCACUACCAUAAACGAGCCUAUCUGAUGAAAGUAAACAUCAACAUCAACAUCAACAUCGACAUCAGCAGCAUGGAGUAAACUGUUGUCAUACCCAUCAAAAUGAUGUUUGCCCUCCCUCCGUGCCGUACCAUGGUGCUGAGAAUGCGGAAGGGCAGCUAGCAGGUGCAGGGGUUCUGGGCCAAGCGAGUCGCUCUCGCCCAGAAAUCGCCGUUGCCAUGCCCGACCUCAUCAACACAGAAGGAGUAAACAACUCUGAUCUCUUCCUUCUCGACGACACCCUCAACGCCGCCCCACGACACUGGCACUCGACGACGCCGCCCAAGGCCUCAAUCACACCGUUGGCUAUAGGCUUCUCUCUUCGACGCGACGACUGGCUUCAUGAGAAAUCAGGAACAGACGCUCUCCGCCCACCGGUCGCAAAAAUAAACAACAUAGCCCAGCCACUCCAAUUCCGAGCAACCCACAAUACAACGACUCAAAACAGCCUGAACCCUCCGUGGACAUCAUGGGUGAGUAAAUCUCUUCGAAGCAGCACCUGACGCGACAGUGGGAGCUGUAUCUCUCGUCUUUUCCACGAGCUUUGGGGCUAAUCCUGUCAAUCAAUGCAGAUCAACAAUCCGUAGACAGCAGACCCCCAAACCCUCGGUCACGAUCAAAUACUGCUGCGUCCAGUAGAAGCAGAAAACGACCUCUCUCGCGCGCAUCUACAACUAGUAUCCACAGCGGAGUCACCCAACCUGGGGUCGAUCAACAGCUUGUAGAUGCUGCCACCGAAUACCAUAAACAAUGGUUUGAGCAAAAUUCACACGCGCAUCAACAACGUUUCGGAAGCAUGAGCCACCAAAUGACUGCCGAAGAUAUGGUUAUACAUUCUGCUUCCCAACUACAAAACCCACGCGGAUAUGAUCUUGAUCCUUCACUCACUGGUGUGAGCCAUCAUCACCCUAUGGUGUACCCCCAAGAACAACAAUAUAAGACGGAACCCAGUCGCCAAUCAAUGCCAGCUGACGGCUAUGGGACAACCUAUGGAGAAGCAGAUAGCCAGAUGAUGGAAGGACGCAGUGAUGAGCAAGAUGAGGUGGACUCUGUCGCCGGCGCACCAGCGAAGAAGGCAUCGAAGUCAAGCGCCGCAAAUGAGUUGGAAAUGAGACAGCUCUUCCAAGCAAACAAGCACCGCAGCUUGCCAGAAGUGGCUACUGAGCUUCAUGGAAAUGAAAGAGGGCCGCAAUCAGAAAGACAGCGACAGGUUUUUGCUAUGCUUUGGAUUGAUUCGGUCUGUGAUAAUGGAAAAGGAUCGGUCCCCAGAGGACGAGUGUAUGCGAAUUACGUGUCAAGAUGUGCAACCGAGCGAGUUACUGUUUUGAACCCUGCUUCAUUUGGUAAACUUGUUCGAGUACUGUUUCCAGGACUCAAGACCAGACGACUUGGAGUACGAGGAGAAUCCAAAUACCACUACGUCAACUUCAGUCUCAAAGACGAUCAACCGGAGUUGACUGAGAAGCAAAAGAGUCAGCCAGCUCAAUCAUUUACCGAGACACCCAGCUUUACAGCAAGCUUCAACCAAAGUAUGAGCACCCAAUAUCCAGUUGACCGGGCAGCAUUCCCAUCUCCAGAUGUAUCCCAGAUUCCCGAGCCAAAGCGAGAAUCAUCAGAGGGCUUCAUGAGACCUCACAGUCUCUAUCAUCAACCCGAGAUUCAAGGAAUUCCUCAACUUGAGUCUACCACUAGCAAGAUGUCUCAACGACUCCACUUCGCACCAGCCACGGAGCCUUUGACGCAAGACUAUGAUCCAAUAUCUUUGCCCAAAAUCGAACAGUAUCUCCCUGUUGGCACAGAUCCAGACUCUGCAAGUGCCUUGACAGCGCUCUACCGAUCACACUGUACCUCGCUUAUCGAUGCUCUUCGUUUCUGUAAAGAGAAGACAUUCUUCCAUCUCUUUACAUCCUUCCACGGCACUCUUACCAUGCCUGUUCAGAAAUUAUUCGCCAACCCUACCAUCGCUCCAUGGAUUGAAGAAUGCGACUUUGUCAUGUACCAAAAGAUGAUGCGAGUCGUUGCACCAUUGACCCUCCAAGUUGCACCAAAACCAGUGCUGGAUACCCUGAGAAAUAUUUCCGAGAAGCUUGUUCCUCACAUCCAAUCGUCUUUUCACGGCCAUCCCAGUCAUGUUGUUGCUGCGAAGGUUGCACCAGCAACGCUGUUCGCCGGCUUAUUGGAUCGUGAGCUAAGGGUGAAUUUGACUGCACAUGCAGCAGCAAACAUGCUUUCCAAUCCUGCCAAUCGGGAUCAGAUGUACGAAGAUUGGAUCACGAUGGUUCGCACACGUAAGGUUGCCGAAUGUGUUCCCACGAGAGGUAUGGAUGAUGUUGUCACCCUCUUGCUCACUGAGCUUCGUGAUCUCCUCGAUCCUGUUGGCGUUCCUUGGGAGGUCGAGGGCAUGACACCAUACGGAGAGAUGGCUUUGCGCACUGGUCGUCAACAGCAGGCCAGCAUCCACGCCGACUCUUCAACCGAGAAUGUGUUGGACCGUUGGGUCAACUUCUUGCAGGCUCUUCCGGGUAAAUUUCCAUAUGCUACUCACGCCGAGAUCGUUUGGUGCGUCCAAAGAGUCGGCACUGCUGUCAUGAGAGACUUAACAAUUGCACAAGGCAAGAGCUUUGGCGCAUGGUGGGUCACCAAAUGUUGGAUUGACGAAAUGAUUGCUUUUAUGGCUGAGCAGGGUGGCUUCAUGGAGUUCAAGACUUGUCGAACAACUCGUGAUCAGGCAAAGCAGACCGUGGUCAGUCGAGCUGUCAGCCAACACGAGAGCAGAUACAGUAGCGGCACGGACGAUUUUUUAAGAGAAAGCGGCCUCACGGACAAUAGAAUGUCAAUGCCUCGGCCAAUGGACAUCGCCAGCCAGGCCGCAAUGAAUGUUGCUGCAGGAAGUCACGAUGACAGUGGCAUCGGCAUCGAGAUUCGAACACCAACCGAUGACUUUAUGGGCAAAUAUGAAUUCAAUCGUCAUGUUUCCCAGCUUGGCUCCCAUGAUUUGAAUCAUUCGAUCCAACACUCAUCAAUGGUUUAAUAUAAUUCCAGCAGAUAUUGGAUUACGACAUAAGCUUCUUCUCUUUCGCUUUAGGGGGACAACAACAGAGUUUAGGGGAAUCAACUUUACGACGCGGACGACGAAAUGACUGGGCUGUAGAUCUGGGAGGUAUCGGUGUACAAUGGGGAUCAAGUGUUACUGUAUGCGGUGCUAUGAGUUAUGCGAUCAUUAAUAUCUUUUCUGCUUUGAGCUGUUGCGAUUUGGGGGUUGACGGGAGUAGGAUACCUAUUGAUUUGUCGGUUGGGAUAGGUCUAUUGGGCCCGUGUACUUAUGAUUACUUAGGUAUAGGUUGUAGGCUGAAUAAAUGCAGAACAGUCAGACACAGGAUACACAAUAGCAAUUUCUGAUCCUUCCAUGUCAUUGAUACCUCCUACCUGGAUGCGGGGAAAAUACCUACGUGGGGUGUGAACGAAUAGGAGGAACGAUCCAUGGUGCAAGAAAAAGAACGCCUCCGUGACCUUACAUCCGUCCUGCCACCUAUGAAGCAUCAUGA
Messenger RNA from Cadophora gregata, 4042 nucleotides. RefSeq lists its product as uncharacterized. NCBI's taxonomy places the organism in Eukaryota, Fungi, Ascomycota, Leotiomycetes, Helotiales, Ploettnerulaceae. The coding region runs from base 1294 to 3528 and encodes 744 amino acids. The transcript has 3 exons. Gene Ontology annotation, biological process: regulation of transcription by RNA polymerase II. The record is from RefSeq and is a predicted model, not a curated record. Gene Ontology annotation, molecular function: DNA-binding transcription factor activity, RNA polymerase II-specific; RNA polymerase II cis-regulatory region sequence-specific DNA binding.